Mastomys coucha (southern multimammate mouse) is the source of this 1547-nucleotide messenger RNA. It is a transcript of the gene Lbhd2, whose product is annotated as LBH domain containing 2. The coding region runs from base 139 to 522 and encodes 127 amino acids. Lineage: Eukaryota; Metazoa; Chordata; Mammalia; Rodentia; Muridae. The record is from RefSeq and is a predicted model, not a curated record. The transcript is spliced from 4 exons.
CUGAACCUGUAAGCCAGCUCCAAUGAAAUGUUGUCCUUAGAAGAACUGCCUUGGAUAUGGUGUCUCUUCACAGCAGUAAAACCCUAACUAAGACAGUGUGGGUUUCAUGGAUGUGGACAUUUAGUGAAUCGUGUGUGGAUGGUGAAGAGAUGGCCCAGUAGCAACAGCAUGAGCACCCCACAGUCUGCUGCACCAGAGAGCCCCACUGAGGGCCCCGGAGGCCCAACAGGGAAGGCCACAGUAGGUAUCCGGGAGAAGGGCCCUCGGCUCUGUCAGCGACUGCCCUCUAUUGUGGUGGAACCCACUGAAGCGGGUGCUGUGGAAAGUGGGGAGCUGCGCUGGCCACCCGAGGGUACGCAGAGGGGUACCCCUCAGAUCCAGGCUGCUGCUGCUCCUUCUCCGAGCCCACCGGGAACACCAGGGAAGGAAGCAGAUGAUGAUGUCAUUGAGGGUGCCAGCUCUGGGCACCAGGCAUUCUCUGCUCCAGUAACAGAUAGGGGUAUGGCAGGCUCUGCUCUCUGACCACCCAGAGGACCUCCAUCCCAGGAUGACUGGCUGAUUCACAGCAAAUGGUGGGCCCACCCAAGAAACGCAGCUCACCAAGCUUCCUGUCCGGCUAGGUGUGGCCAGGACCCCAGCCCCUGCCUUUGCCCUCCACGGCCCAGAUCUGGAACAUACCCCUCUUUGUUCAGUGGUCUGAAGCAGAAAUAAAGGAAUCCUUCCUGGUGGCUACGGGCACCUUGGUGGGCACAUGAGCUGCUGGGCACAAGUUUGCUUCUAGCAGUGGCAUUCUAGACUCUCCUAGUCUGGGCAAGUCAGUGUUGGAUGGUUAAGCACUCGGUGCUUGGUACUUGGCCCUGGAGAAUGCCAGCUUGAGCAGAGCCAGAAGGCUUUUCACACUGUCUCUGCCUAGGGACCCUCUCACUACUCUUCCUCACCUAGACUGCCUAUGGCCACUCUUCCAGGUGGCCUUCUACCCCUGCUAGAGAUCCCCUAGAGGCCAGGCACCCCUUGUAUCCUGUAUCCUGAGUAUAUUAGGGCACCAGGAUGGUACCUAAGGUGAGGGAUUGACUUCCAGCCCAGACAUUAUUAAUUCCUUGCAAAAGUCCCAUUUUACAGAUGGGAAAAUUUAGGUUCAAAAUGAGGUGCCCUGGACCAGUUUUGCCCAAGGCUAUGAAGGGACCCUCAAGCUGGCCACAGUACUCUUUCAUGACCUUGGGUGAGCAAGCACAUCCUCUUACCUUGAAUGAUGGUCUUGUCCCUCCACAACCAGGAGGGGAGCUAUGGUAUCUCAUCAUGGCUGGUUUGCGGGGGCAGAAAUUUGACCAUGCCAAGGGCUCCCAUUUAAGAUGCACUGCCCCCCCCUUGGCCAAGCCUGGGAAGUUCAGGCCUAGCCACUAGGAAGUUUCCAUAAUGUUAGCUCAACAAAGCCCUCAGGCUGAGGCCCCAGCAUGGGUGAGCUGCUAGGGCUGUGGGAGACACAGGCCUUCUGUUCCCUCCUGACCCCCUUGCUAUCCUUCAGGAUGAAUAAAGCAAUUUCUCCAGCC